AUGCUGCGCCGGGCCGGGUACGUCACCGCGCCGCCCCCACGUGACCGGCACCGAAAAGGGCACAGGGCGGGACUGCCAUCCCGGGAACUUCCGGGUACCUUUCCUUCCACUUCCGGUGCCCCGCCCCGUCGGCCAUCGUCACUUCCUGUUUUCUUAAAUGGUCCAAUUGGGGCUUUGGGAGGCGGGGCGGAGCCCUCGGGCUGGCAGGGGGUUGGCUCCCCUGGGGGCGGGGCGCGGUUGCCGGGUGUCCGGGGUCGGAAAAGGGGCGUGGCGGCUCCGGUCUGCAAGUCCGGUGGGAGGCGCAGCGGGGCCAAGGCACGUCCCCGCCCCCAGCUCCUGGGCAGAGGCGCGGCCAGGGGGCUCCGCGCCACGCGCAGCUCUCAUUGGUCAGGGACCGCGGCCAAUGGGAGCUGCAGGGCCGGUGCCUGCGGGCGGGGCAGUGCCCAGAGCCCCCUGGCUGCACCUCCACGUUACGGCGGGGACGUGCCCUCUGCUUCCCGGAGCUGGUCGAGCAAGCUCAGAACAAGCCAAUCCCAUUUCAGAGGCACAGCCCCACCAACAACCAAGCCCAGAACAAGCCAAUUCCAUUUCAGAGGCACCGCCCUCUGCCAACAACCAAGCCCAGAACAAGCCAAUCGCCACCCCGCCAGCCAUCACCAUCCCUCUGGCCUCCCCGCCAGCCGUCACCCCUCCGGCCAACCUGUCAACGGCAGGACCAUAAUAUCCAAGUCAUGCACCUCUCCAGCGCCUGGGCUAUGGAGUUCCUGGCCGCCAGCAGGACUUUUUCCCCACACCGGGAUCUGCAGGAACCCCUUUGGCCUGGCGGAUCACAAAGAGCUGAGCCAGGAACUGAAGUGCAAACCACAGGAGAUCAGCGAGGUUGAGCAGAGGUGGGCAGCCGGAUCUCCGACACGUCUGUUUUCCUUCCUCCAGUGUUUGUCUUGCUUCCCAAGCAAAGUGUUACCUGGUUGCAUCUCCCUCCUGAAUCUCAGGUUAGGAAGGGCAUCAGCCAUCACUUACGUGCAGGUGCAGGUGCAGGCAGAUGGAGCAGCCUCACCUGCCCCCGAGCGUCUCGGCAAAAGUCACACACACUUACUCCCACCACCUGGGUAUUGGUGAACUGAGGUACACACAGUGUUCCUGCAAAACAAUAACACUCACAUAGACUCACGUACAACAUAAUAAGGGGAAAAACCCACUUCAUCACAGCAUGACACUUGGCCAGGCUGACGGUCCCAGGGUCUUCUGGAUGUUGCAGGGACCUCUGCGUACUUUGGCCAUGCUAAAUGGGAUCUGCAGAUUAGAGACAAUGUGUGAGAGACGCAGGAAGAUAUAAGGUACCGUCGGCUUCCUGUAGUUGCAGACCCUGGCUCAAUGUCUUAUUCGGGGCUGGGUGGAGCUGGGCACUGGGGUGUUAGUGGCAGCACUGAGGGGCCCCUUGCUGCCCCAUCAUGGCAUCUGUUCUCACCGUCCUCUUCCCUGCUGAGUAUUGGAGACAGCUAGGGCGUGAGUCCGGAGGGGUGGGGAGCGGAUCUGAGACCGGGAUGUGUGCCCACAGAGGGAAUCUGACACCAGGGCUUGUGUCGGGGGAGAUCUGAGGCCAGGUCAUGUGCCCAUGAGGGAUAUCUGAGACCAGGGCUUGUGUCCAUGGGGGUGUGUGAUGUUGCACUCAAUAUGUUUUAUGGAAAUAUGCUAAUGAGUGUGAAUAUGAUGUAACUGGAAUAUGCUUUAUGCAAAAGGUCUCUUAUAAGGUAUCGUCACAGAGGUUAUAACCUACUGAAUAUAUUCCUCCUAUUUGUAUGCAUGUAUUGUCCUUGGAUCUGAAGCUAGAAAUAUGAAGCAUAACUCAGAAUCCUAUUGUAAUUUUGCAAAGUGUGGCUUAGAAUCUUGAUGGCUCCCAUUGAUUAGGACAAUUGGUUGUGAAUGGGUUUAUUUACCUGCAAGCCUUCCUGUGUACGUGUGGGCCAGCCCAUGGGUAAUGAAGAAUGAGGUCUCACAGGGACAUAUGACCAUGUCACAUGAUACUGGAAUCCAUCUUAAAUCUGGUAUUUUUCCAUUUAGAAGGAGGGGUGGGGACCCAGAGAGACAAAAGAUUCCUGCCUUGUGCCAAAGCUAGAAAAGUGGAUGGAGCAGGACAGAGAGGGCAGCCAAUCAUGUGAAAACCCUUAGUUAACACCUAAGAUGUCUGCUGGAACUAACAAGGGCUGUACCAGGGGAAAGGAUUGGGCCAGGCUAGGAAGGAGUCUAGUCUGUGAAAGCAGCUUAUUGGAACAUCUCUGAGGGUGAGAUUUACCUGUAUUCAGUUUCUUAAUGUAUUAGGCUUAGACUUGUGUGUUUUUGUUUUAUUUUGCUUUGUGACUUACUUUGUUCUGUCUGUUAUUACUUGAAAGCACUUAAAUCCUACUUUUUAUACUUAAUAAAAUCACUUUUGUUUAUUAA
This is a messenger RNA of Gopherus flavomarginatus (Mexican gopher tortoise), 2439 nucleotides long. RefSeq names its product collagen alpha-2(I) chain-like. Bases 1 to 1119 code for a protein of 372 amino acids. The record is from RefSeq and is a predicted model, not a curated record. Lineage: Eukaryota; Metazoa; Chordata; Testudines; Testudinidae. The transcript is spliced from 2 exons.